UCCCACGUGACCCCCCCUGCCAUUUGACGUACUUACCGAUCAAGACUGCGCAAUAUUUAUCAUGCGCUGUUAAGUCCUCCUCCUCUUUUGAUGUGCAGUCAACACUCGUCUUCCGUGCCAGCUUUAAUUCGGCAGACAUGCGUCGAAGUAAGACUGAAGUUGACCGCUACGUGGCCUCCGUGCAGACUUGCUCGCCCUCACUCAAAGAGAAACCGGUCAAAGGAUUUUUAUUUGCUAAACUCUAUUUUGAAGCAAAGGAGUAUGAACUUGCAAAGAGACAUGUGUCAGAGUAUCUCAAAGUCCAGGAGAGGGAUCCCAAAGCGCACAAGUUCCUUGGACAGCUCUACGAGAGAGACGGAGACGUCAACAAAGCAGUAGGAUGUUACAAGCGUUCUGUGGACUUGAACCCCGCCCAGCGAGACCUGGUGCUCAAAGUGGCAGAGUUACUGGUCAGCAAAGAAGAAAAUGACAGCAAAGCGGAGUUCUGGGUGGAGAAAGCUGCAAAGUUGCUCCCAGGGAACCCAGCAGUCUUCAACCUGAAGGAACGGCUGUUGAGUCGCCAAGGUCAGCAGGGUUGGAACCGACUGUUUGACCUCCUUCAGGCAGAGCUGGCGGCCCGGCCGGGAGAAGCGCACGUCAACAUCAAGCUGGUCCAGCUGUUCAGUCAGGACGGCCAGCUAGAGGAGGCGGUGAAACACUGCCUGGCCACUGAAAAACGGGGCUUGCUGCGCCACAGUCUGGACUGGUACACUGUGGUGGUGCGCACACUUCAGGACUAUCUGGCUCAGCCAAGCAUCUCCAACAAUGAGAAGAUGUGUCGUCGUCUCCAGAGAGAGCUGCUUUUGGCUCACUGCAACCUCGUGAGAAUCACACUGUCUGGAAGCGGUGUGCAAUCUUGCCUCGAUGCUCUCAGGUGUUUUGACCAGACCAUGCAGAAACUGAGCAGUGUUGUAAGCCACCACACAGACGAGCUUAGUGAGGCGUUUGUGGAGAUGCGGGGUCACCUGUACUUGCACGCUGCCACACUGCUACUGAAGCUGGCUCAGGAUCGUCAACAGACAUGGCGGGCUGUCAUCGACCUCUCAGCGCUAUGCUACCUGCUGGCCCUGCAGGUUUCCAGACCCAAGCCAAAGGGGACUAAAAGAGAUCAGUCAGCCCCGCAGCUUUUAGAGCUUCUUGCAAGCGACAGGCAGAGCCAGGCUGGCCACAUGCUGCUCAAUCUCAGUACUGAUUCAUCCAACUUGAUCAGAGAGGUGGUGGAAGCGUUUGGGAACCGUAGUGGUCGAGACGCUCUAGUUGAACUCCUGUUUGCACGACAGAUCCCGACUGAAUCUUUCAUUGCAAAUGAUGACUUCCAUUCUGUUAGUGCACAAGCUCCAGAAAUCUCUCAACUGGCCAAGUGGGAUGCAGGUGCCAUCUUGUUGCAUUGCGGCGACUUGCAACAUCUAAGCUGGUUAGGUCUUCAGUGGACUAUUUUGGCCCAAAGACCAGACUUGCGGACCUGGCUACAGCAGCUUUUCCCAAGACUCACCCUCGAAACUUCCAAGCUCGACACAAAUGCACCGGAGUCAAUCUGUCUUCUGGAUUUGGAGGUGUUUAUACACGGUGUGGUUUUCUGUAGCCACUGUCAGCUGCAGGAGACGGCAAAGAUGAACAGUGGCAUAAACCAGCAGCAACAGACUCUUUAUGAACCUCGCUGCCUCCCACUGCCUCUUCUUCGCCUCUUGACCACAGAAAGACAGCGGGAGUGGUGGGAUGCCAUUUACAGCCUCAUUCACAAACGAGCUGCUCCUGGCAUGUCAGCCAAAUUGCGAAUGGUGGUACAACAUGGGCUGAGCACAUUGAGAGCGGGAGAGAAACAUGGGCUGCAUCCAGCACUGACCAUCUACUGGGCUCAGUGCCUUAGCCAGACAGGCGAUGGUGUGAACUCAUACUACGACCAGAAGGAGUACAUCAGCCGCAGUGUCCACUACUGGAAAGUGGUCCUUCCACUGCUGGACAAGAUCAAAAAAAGGCGCAGUAUACCAGAACCCCUCGACCCUCUCUUCAUGCAUUUUCCAUCUAAAGAUAUUCAGGUCCCCUCUGUGAAGGGCUUUCAAGAAGAAGCCAACGUUGCAUAUGCAACUCUCCUUGACAUAGAAGGCAAGACAGAGGAGGCCAUCGCUACUUUGGAGUCAGUCAACAACAUGGCAUCUGUCUGGCAUUUGGCUCAGAUAUACCAGCGGUUGUCUGAGGAGGCCAGUAAUGGAGUUGAGGAGACCCAGGACAGGUGCAUCGCUUUUCUGAAGAAAUUCAGGCUCUACCUCUCUAAAAUAUACAAUGCCAAUGCGGAUGAAGUUGAAAAACUUCCAGUGUCUAUGGAGGAAGUUGUGGACCUCCUUAAUGAUGUGAACCAGCAACUCGCAGACAAUGGUGGGGAUGAAGACGAGGAAAAGAAUGGUAGUCAUAGUGGACUACCCCAUUCAAGUCCUGCUCGUCUCACAGACACAAGAGGCACCACAUCCCAUAUCAUGUUUUCUACUCCAUCCGCAAACAAAAGCAUAAUCUCUCCUUCCAAAAGACACCUGAUUUCUCCAAAGACGCCACCUCACUGGGUGGAGGACCAGAAAAGUCUCCUCCAAAUGCUCUGUCAGCAAGUUGAAGCCCUUAAGAAUGAAGUUCAUGACCUGAGACAUAACUCUUCAGGAAAUGUGGGAUCACCUCAUCACAAAAUGUAUGGUGAGAGUUAUGGCGCUGAAGGACUACAGGAAUCUUUCACACCUGUGCAACCCUUCCAUGGGGCCCCCUUAACAGUUGCCACUACAGCUCCUUCCGUGUACUACAAUCAGUCUCCAGCCUACAACUCACAGUACCUCUUACGCACAGCAGCAAAUGUAACCCCCACAAAGGGCCCAAUGUUCAAUAUGAACCGUAUGCCGCCUCAACAGCACAUGUAUGCCUAUCAGCCACCAACCCAUACUCCUCCAAUGCAAACUGCUCCAGCCUGCAUAUACCCUCCUCAAGAACAGGCCUUUGGUGCGCCACUUCGAUUUGAAUCACCAGCAACAAGCCUUCUGUCCCCAUAUAGUGAAGAAUAUUAUGGGCAGAGUGUAACUCAACAAACCACUAACCCUCCUUUGCCCGAGCCUGGUUAUUUCACCAAACCAUCUGUCGUCCCGGCUCAGCCACAAAAAAGCUUUGAGGGGAAAUCUGUGGAGCUUGGAAAACUCUCGUUUAGUAGCCAGCAGACACCUGCUGAAGUACCCAAAGUACCUAAUUUUGGAACAAGCACAGUUUCUCAACCAACAGCUGCCUUUAAAUUUAAUUCCAACUUUAAAUCCAAAGAUGGCGAUUUCACCUUCUCAACAUCCCAGGCUAAGCACAGUGAAAGUUUACUCGGUCUUCUCACGUCUGACAUCUCUACGAAGACUGAUAAUUUGCCAGAAAAGCCUCCUGCUCAAGAGCAGACCUCAAACCAAGCAAGUAUCUUCACUUUUGGCAAUAAAAAAUUGUCUGGCUUCACAUUUGCUGAUGCAGUACAAAACAGUCCUGGAAGUCUGUUUGGAAAAGUGGACAAGCCAUUUAAAUUUGGAGAUGUUGCCAAGCCAGUAUUUGGUGAUGCCAAGUCUGCAGCCGAAGAAGAAAAUGCAGCAAAUAGCGACGAUGACAGCACUCAUGUUGAGGAGGAAGAGGAUGAUGAUGGUCCUCACUUUGAACCCAUUGUACCCCUUCCUGAUAAAGUCGAUGUGAAAACGGGUGAGGAAGACGAGGAGGAGUUAUUUUGCAACAGAGCAAAGCUCUAUCGAUUUGACACGGCGACAAAAGAAUGGAAAGAACGUGGCAUCGGCAAUGUUAAAAUCUUGCAACAUAACAUUACGAAAAAGGUUCGACUCCUAAUGAGGCGGGAGCAGAUCUUCAAGAUAUGUGCAAAUCACUACAUCACCACUGACAUGUUACUGAAACCUAAUGCUGGUUCUGAUAAAUCAUGGGCAUGGAAUGCCAUUGAUUACGCAGAUGAAGAACCAAAGCCCGAGCAACUAGCCAUCCGUUUCAAAACCGUCGAUGAGGCAUCAUUUUUUAAGACAAAAUUUGAAGAAGCCCAGAACAUUGUGGAGAAAUCCCAAGAAAAUGAGGUUCAACAAGAGAAGAAAGCAGAGGGUUUAAUACCUUCCAAGCCUUUUGAAACUCUUGCAGAAAAAUUUGCAAUCAAAGGAGGAGAGUGGGAUUGCACUGAAUGUUUUGUGAGAAACAAAUCAGAGACUGAUCGGUGCUCUUCUUGUCAAAGUGUCAAUCCUAGUUUUUCCUCAAAACCAGACAUUCGUGCUGAAAAGGACAUCAAAGUCACUCCCUUUGCCUUUAAAUUUGGUACAGAUGAACCGAAAACCAGUCACUCUGGUCCCACCUUUUCUGGAUUUGGUGCUUUUGGAAAUUCUUCCUCUACGUCUUUUACAUUUGGUACAAAUUCUGCCAAACCUGUUGACACACAAAACAGUGCUUUUGGUUCUGGCUUUGGCAGUCCGCUUGGGAAGAAAGCAGAGCAGUUGGUUUGUGAUUCAUCUUCUACGACAAACGAGGUCUCUGAUGACAGUUGUGUUUCUUGUGAAGCUUCUCAAGGUUCACCUAAAACAACUUCCACUGAACAAAAUGCACCUCCCACAGUCGUAUUACCUGUUGGUAAAAUCUCAGAAUCUUUUGUGAGUACCGGGUUUGGUAACCAAUUUGGAAAUAAACCAGAUCAGUGGGAGUGUGGUGAGUGUUAUAUAAGGAAUGAAGCUAGUGCAAACAAAUGUGUUGCCUGUCAGGCACCAAAUCCGACCGCUAAAAGCACGGUCAGUGCUACUCCAUCAGCUUCCAGCUUUAACUUUGGUGUAAAGACUUCAUCAAGCCAGCCUACUGGAACACCUUUCGGAACAGGCCAAUCAUUUCAGUUUGGUCAAAGCAAAGUUGAAACUUCAGCAUCUUCUUUUAAGUUUGAGAUUCCACAGUCCAACUCGAGUACCACUAGUUCUUCUGGCUUCUCUUUCUCAAUGCCCAUUUCUUCAAGUGGCUUUAAAUUUGGAAUUCAAGGCCCUGCAAACGAUACUUCACCAACUACUAACUCAACUUCCGCUGAUCAGAUUGUGUCAUCAGGUUCCGCCUCCAGCUUUCUUAAAAGCAUUGCUGAUAAACACAUGGAGAAAGAAAAUGCUUUUACCUCUGACGAAAAGGGCCAUCAAGAGCCUGAGACAAAUCCAUUGAUAUCUGGUAAAACUGAUUCUUUUAGUUUUGCAGACCUGGCAUUAUCAUCUGAAGGAAACUUCCAGUUUGGCCUGGAUGACCCUGAUUUCAAAGGUUUCUCUGGUGCCGGUCAGCAGGUUUUCUCAUCCUUUCAGGCCACACCCACAAAGACAAAUACCUCAAGUGAGCAGGUAGACGACGACAUGUAUAAAACUGAAGAAAAUGACAAUAUUCAGUUCGAACCAGUCGUUCAAAUGCCUGAGAAAGUUGACCUCGUAACGGGGGAGGAAGACGAAGAGGUCCUUUAUUCACAUCGUGUCAAACUGUUUAGAUUUGAUUCAGACACUGGUCAGUGGAAAGAGCGUGGGGUAGGGAUCCUCAAAUUCUUAAAGAACAACAGUAAUGGUCGGCUUAGAGUUUUGAUGAGAAGAGAGCAAGUUCUGAAGGUGUGUGCCAACCACUGGAUUACGACCACCAUGAAUCUUAAACCACUAGCAGGCUCAGACAAGGCAUGGAUGUGGCUGGCCAACGAUUUCUCUGAUGGAGAUGCGAGACUUGAACAAUUGGCUGCCAAGUUCAAAAGCCCGGAACUUGCUGUGGAAUUUAAAGAAAAGUUUGAAGAAUGUCAGAGACUCCUCUUGGACAUCCCCUUACAAACUCCCCACAAGCUAUUUGACACAGGCAAAACUGCACAUUUGAUUCAGAAAGCCGAGGAAAUGAAAUCCGGUUUUAAGGGCAUGAAAUCCAUUUUUACAGAUGACAAAACAAAAAUCAAAGAUUACAGCCAGGUAGAAAUUCCAGCAUCCUCUAAAAUGACUAGUCUAUUAAUCAAGCCUCACAGUGAAACAACUGGCCCUACUUUAGAGUGGGAUAACUAUGAUCUAAGAGAGGAGGCUCUUGAUGACACAGCUGACUCAUCAGUCUACGCUUCUCCACUCACUAGUAGCCCAUUGAGAAAGAACCUUUUCCGAUUUGGAGAGUCCAUGGGUGGCUUCAACUUCAGUUUUCAACCUGGGGUGAGCCCUGCAAAGUCUCCUGCUAUGCUUAAUCAGAGCAGAACCUCAGUUGGUACUGACGAUGAGCAAGAUGCUACCCAGGAUGAGGAGAGAGACAGCCUGUACUUUGAACCUGUAGUUCCCUUGCCUGAUUUGGUUGAGAUUUCCACCGGAGAAGAAGACGAACAAGUAGUAUUCAGUCACAGAGCCAAACUGUAUCGAUAUGAUAAAGAAGCGAGUCAGUGGAAAGAGAGAGGUAUCGGAGAUAUCAAAAUCUUACAAAAUUAUAACACGAAACGGGUAAGGUUGAUUAUGAGGCGGGACCAGGUUCUUAAGAUUUGUGCUAACCAAUGGCUCACAGAAACCAUGAAGCUAGAACCAAUGAAGGGUGCAGAGAAAGCUUGGGUGUGGAGUGCAUUGGACUUUGCUGAAGAAGGAGAGGGGAAAGUUGAACAGUUGGCCGUGAGAUUCAAAUUGGAAGAAACCGCAAACACAUUUAAGCAGAUUUUUGACGCGGCCAAGGUCGCUCAGGAGGAAGCCGAACUUAUGAUCCCUGUAUCAUCCAUCACAUCACUGGACAGUGGAGACUCUUUAAAAUCUGCUACUGUUGUCUGUGGGAAGGCAGCAAUUGCUAUUUUGGAAGAGACGACAAAGGAUCGAAGUGAACUUUCAUGUAAUGAGAAACCAUCCCCAUCUCAAAGUCCAGUCAACCCCACAAAAUCAGUGAUGUCACCCCCCAAAUUCGUGUUUGGCACUGAUGGCCUUCAGAAGAUCUUUGGAAGUCCAAAAUCUCCCUCCGAGAGCGGUGACUGUGAAUCCAGCUUAAAAGCUAAAGAUUCUGGACAUCCUACUAAGGGCGCUGCUGCAUCAACUGCAUUCAAAAUUCCACAUAAAGGGCCGGAUUUUAGGCUUUUCAAAGAUAACCCAAUGGCCUUUUGGACGAGCACAUCAAGCACCCAAUUUGAAAGUACAGGGGCUCAACAAGCAGGAGUCGAAGUCGAUCCAGAUGAGGACUCUGAACUGGAAGUUGUGUAUGUCAGGGAGCCAACUGCUGGACAAGCUGCUUUAGCCCGGAAAUUACUGCUGCCGCUCACCUUUUUCUGCUACCAGAAUGAACCAGGCUACACCAGUGACAAUCAACCUGAUGAUGAGGACUACGAGUCAGCAGUCAAAGCCUUGAAUGGGAAGGUCUACCCUGAUCCUCCUGAAAGAAAAGUGACCACAGCUGACAAUGAGCCAGACUGCCAGGUGGUCUGGGAGAAAAAACCCACCCCAGAGGAGGAGGAGAAAGCCAAGAGCCUCCAGCUCCCGCCCACGUUCUUCUGUGGCCUGAGCACCACCGACAGUGACCUGGAUCCUGACAAGGCUGAGGAUUUUGACACAGAAGUCCUCAAAGCCCAACAGGAACUGGAUUCCCAGUUGAACAAAGCUAAAGAAGUCUCCAGUCGUCCUGCUGAAGAGCUGAUGUCUGCUCCGUCGCCAAACAGCGCAGAGGUUGUCAGCAGCACGUCCUCGGCACAGGAUGACGUUUCAGAGCAGCCAACAGAAGAGCAGGCAGCUGCUCCCAGCAGCAGCGCUCCCAUCGACUUGUCAACCAAGUCGAGCAGCGAGCCAGAGAGAGUCGCUGUUUCUACUCCUGCUGCAGCUCUCACAAGUACAGACCCUCCUGGUUUUGGUUUCACCUCAUCAGGGGCCUUCUCUUUUGCAGACCUGGCCAAAAAUACAGAAGGCUAUGCCUUUGGAGCAAAAGAUUCCAACUUCUCCUGGGCAAAUGCAGGUGCAGCAGUGUUUGGGGCGUCAGCGGCUGCAGCAUCAAACGGCAAUAAUAACGAGGGCGGAAGUGAAGAAGGGGAAGGUCCUGAAAAUGUUGACAUACAUUUUGAACCCAUCGUGUCACUGCCAGAGGUGGAGACAAAGUCUGGAGAGGAGGAUGAAGAAAUCCUUUUCAAGGAGCGCGCCAAACUCUACCGAUGGGACCGGGACCUGGGCCAGUGGAAGGAGCGUGGGGUCGGUGACCUGAAGAUCCUCUUCCACCCAGCGAAACACUUCUACCGAAUCCUGAUGAGAAGAGAGCAGGUGUUCCGAGUUUGCGCCAACCACAACAUCUCCCCAGCCAUGGAGCUGAAGCCCAUGAACACCUCUGCUAAUUCGCUAAUCUGGGUGGCGACAGACUACUCGGACGGCGAGGGCUCCGUAGAGCAGCUCGCGGUCAAGUUCAAAACCCCGGAGCUCACCGAAUCCUUCAGGAAGACCUUCUGCCAGUGUCAGAACCGCUUACGGCAAACCAGCGGCGACGAUCCGUGUAGCGCCUCGCCGAUGAUGUCCAGGAUUCAGGAGCACUCCAGAGACUCCAACCCACAGGUGUUCUUCACCGUGGAGGCCGACAGCCAGCCUCUUGGCACCAUCACCAUGGAGCUCUUCUCCCACAUUGUUCCUAAGACGGCAGAAAACUUCAGGCUUCUCUGCACCGGCGAGAAGGGCUUUGGACUGCGGGGCUCCAUUUUCCACCGGGUCAUACCGGACUUCAUGUGUCAGGGAGGCGACAUCACCAACGGUGACGGCACGGGUGGACGCUCCGUCUACGGCGCCAAGUUUGAGGACGAGAACUUUGACGUCCGGCAUACAGGUCCGGGCGUGCUGUCCAUGGCCAACCGAGGCCGGGACACCAACAACUCCCAGUUCUUCAUCACGCUGAAAAAGGCGGAGCACCUGGACUUCAAGCACGUGGCUUUCGGCUGGGUGCGACAGGGCAUGGAUGUUGUGCAGCACAUGGGGGAGCUGGGCACCAAGGGAGGCCUCCCCGCUAAGAAGCUGGUGAUCACGGACUGUGGACAGGUGUAGACUUUUACCGCUUUGAAGCUCGCUUUAUGGAAUUAGCUUUCUGUGGUCAUAAGGUGUCAAAAUCAGUUUGCUAAGAAAUUAUGGGAGGUGGCACUUUUGAUGGUCUGACAGUAAAAUCUCUCCAAUGUAAUUGUAUAAUUGUACAUUACCUUUUUUAAAAGUGUUUUUGUUGUGCAUGCUCUGGUACGCUACACACAUUUUUCAGUAGCACUGUUUCUUUACAGCCGUGCAACUUCCUGUAGAUGGCGCUAGACUGUCAUUUCAUUCUUUGUGCCCUGACACACCUUCACUGAGGUUUAUGUACACCAUCAUUAUGAGAAACAAUAAAGUGUUUUCAUGUA
Molecule: messenger RNA, 9373 nt
Organism: Nerophis ophidion (straightnose pipefish)
Lineage: Eukaryota; Metazoa; Chordata; Actinopteri; Syngnathiformes; Syngnathidae
Gene: ranbp2
Product: RAN binding protein 2
Exons: 30
Coding region: 138-9032 (2964 amino acids)
Biological process (GO): NLS-bearing protein import into nucleus; protein peptidyl-prolyl isomerization
Cellular component (GO): cytoplasm; nuclear pore
Molecular function (GO): peptidyl-prolyl cis-trans isomerase activity; GTPase activator activity; protein binding
Source: RefSeq, a predicted model, not a curated record